Molecule: messenger RNA, 1500 nt
Organism: Oncorhynchus keta (chum salmon)
Lineage: Eukaryota; Metazoa; Chordata; Actinopteri; Salmoniformes; Salmonidae
Product: transformer-2 protein homolog alpha-like
Exons: 9
Coding region: 809-1429 (206 amino acids)
Biological process (GO): positive regulation of mRNA splicing, via spliceosome
Cellular component (GO): spliceosomal complex
Molecular function (GO): RNA binding
Source: RefSeq, a predicted model, not a curated record
UCUUCCUAUCUGGUUUAGACUUUCCCGUCUACUCAUUGUGGUUGUACAAGCGUCACAUCCGCUUUUGACUCAUUGAAUACGGUUCUAACGAAACGGAGGCGAGUAGCAGUGUUUCGCUUCACUUGAUAACAUUAUUAGCUAACUAAAUAAACCAGUUAAUUAUCUAUCAUUUAAGUUUCUAUCGACGAGAAAUGAGCGACAACGAAAAGGAUUUUGGCGAGCGGGUUGAGUUGGGAAGAAGCAAAAUGGCGGAAGAAGUUUCAGAUAUGAAGUUUGAAGUUGUUAAAGGGCAUAUUUGAUGAAGCUGAUGGUGUUGAUGCAUGCUAAUGUAAAAUGAAGCUGGCAGAAGCGAGCGGCCACUCUGUCCACUGGUAGAGUGAUGUAAUGGCAGAAAUCAAAUGGGAGGAAGGAAGUGGGGGAAGAGGAGAGAAAAAUGAAGUCAGAAAUGGUGUGAAACGGAAGAAAGAAGAAAAGAGAUGGUUGUUUUGAAGUUAUGAAGUUAAAGAAGUGAUGAAGUUAUGAGAAGUGUUCGGGGGAUUCGCGGUCCGCUUCCAGGAGUGUGAGCCCAAGGGGUUCUGGGAAGUCUGCCAGCCGUUCCCCGGCCCAUUCCCCAGCCCGCUCCAAAGGUGGCUCCAGACACUCCAGGUCUAAGUCCCACUCCCGAUCCCGCUCCAAGUCCAGGUCUCGUUCCCAUAGGAGCUCCCGCAGGCAUUAUUCCCGCUCUCGCUCCCGUUCCCACCGCCGCCGUUCCCGUAGCCGUUCCCGAAGCGGGGAAUACCGCCGUCGUCGGAGCCACAGCCACUCCCCCAUGUCCAACCGCCGCAGGCACAUUGGCAACCGGGCCAACCCGGACCCGAACUGCUGCCUGGGUGUGUUUGGUCUGAGCCUGUACACCACAGAGAGAGACCUGAGAGACGUGUUCUCCAAGUACGGCCCCCUGGCUGACGUCAGCAUCGUCUACGACCAGCAAUCACGACGCUCCCGCGGCUUCGCCUUCGUCUACUUCGAAGUCCGAGAGGACGCCAAUGAGGCUAAGGAGAGAGCUAACGGAAUGGAGUUGGAUGGACGGAGGAUCAGGGUCGAUUUCUCCAUCACUAAACGACCACACACUCCCACUCCUGGGAUAUACAUGGGACGGCCCACAUAUGGUGGCGGCGGUGGCAGCAGCAGCAGCGGAGGCGGCGGUGGUGGUGGUGGAGGAGGAGGAGGAAGUGGCGGCCCAAGCUCAAGCUCAUCUCGCCGUAGCUCUAAGGAUUACGACCGCGGCGGUGACCGUGGUUAUGACAGAGGCUACGACCGUGGCUACGAUCGCUAUGACGACCGAGAGUGCUACAGGUCCUACAGACGCAGGUCUCCGUCCCCGUACUACAGCCGAGGGGCCUACCGGUCUCGCUCCCGCUCGCGGUCUUACUCCCCACGCCACUACUGAGCAGAGGGAGAAGAGGAGCAAGAUUAUACUUUUUGUGGGGUUUAGGGCCAGGGGGUGGAUGUGGGGUUUAG